Messenger RNA from Westerdykella ornata, 397 nucleotides. RefSeq lists its product as uncharacterized. The transcript has a single exon. Lineage: Eukaryota; Fungi; Ascomycota; Dothideomycetes; Pleosporales; Sporormiaceae. The coding region runs from base 49 to 273 and encodes 74 amino acids. The record is from RefSeq and is a predicted model, not a curated record.
UGUGUUUCAACUAGCGUGUUUGAUCGCGCGCCUUGGCACCCGGACGCCAUGCCGGGGACGCCCCUUUGCUCAACCUCACCUCAUCUUCGACAGUCUACUCUUUCUCUGAUCAUUCUCUCCAGUUCGCCUCUUCCUUCUCUGUCAACUUUUGUUUUUUCCGUCACUCCUUUGGACGCCUACACUCUUUUCCACAAACAAGAACCCACGGUUACUUUCUUUCCUCAACCAGAAUCACUCCGUCAUCCGUUUCCUUCUCUACCGCCGCCAUUGUAGCCAAAGACACAGCGUCACUGUGGACUUAUACCUACGCACGCCCAUCGAUCGAUACCGAACGCCCCCUUCGGACCCCUCCAUCUCCGCUUCCCAUAACCACACUCGCUCAUCCACUCAAACUCGA